Molecule: messenger RNA, 1246 nt
Organism: Aplysia californica (California sea hare)
Lineage: Eukaryota; Metazoa; Mollusca; Gastropoda; Aplysiida; Aplysiidae
Exons: 2
Coding region: 874-1206 (110 amino acids)
Molecular function (GO): protein binding
Source: RefSeq, a predicted model, not a curated record
CAAAAAAGAAUAAAAUUAAUUGUUAAAACGGAUAAAUGGAUAAAAAUGAAUGUAAAACACCCAGCAACCCGUAACUAAUCCGCAAACAUAACUGAAGAACGGACGACCUGUUCCCAAGAUUUACAUAACGACAGGUCAAACCUCUCUGAUGCUAGUAGUGCCAGUAGCUGCCGGUCCCCACGGUCCCCGCUGUGUGGCCAAUGUCUACAUUAACAUGGACCUGCUUCCGCCAGGGAGUCAAAGCCAGUGGCUCUCGCCUGGCUCUACAAACACCCUGGGCUUUAUCACUACAUCGUGCUGGAAAGGGACCGGCCGAUAGUACAGCCGCCUCUUUUUUCUAAACAUGCGGUGGCUUUACCUAUACCAGCUGAGAUACAGAACACACGUUCUUUUGUGGUAGGAGGGUCUAGGGCAGCUUUAGUGGGUAUAAAAAAGUCACGCCGGGGCGCUGGACGGUACGAGCGAUUGAUGUGCCUGGCCAGAGACUUUAUUCGGACCGAUUUGGCUUUCAAUCGAGCUUUUUUAUUCUCGCCAUUGUCUGCUAACCUGGGAUUUAUUCCUCGCCAUCAGAGUGCAAAAGACCUCGGGUAAAGGAAACCGCCUACGAGCAAUUGGGCAGGAGCCAUUUUAUUUUGGCACUGACACGAACAGCGUUUAGUAGUCGUUUGGUCACAGGACUGUGUUGUUGCCGGAUACAUGAAUCAAAAUAACACGUGGAUAAAAAGACCACGACAGCAGCAGCAACAACAAUAACAACAACAACAACAACAACAAUGAAAAUAACGACGACGACAUUGACAACGAUAUAGUAACUACGCGUAAACGAUUGCGGUGACAUUUGAAGGAAUUCAGUGUACAGUGUUAUUUCCAGAAAUGACAGAAUUUUUGUCCAUAAAGGAAAAGGUGUGGGUUCCAAACCAACGGCAUUCGGUGGACGAUCCGCCUAUAAUGCAGAAGCAAUGGCAGACAGCCGACGAGGAAGCAGAUCGUCUGCUAACCACCAUUGCCCACGGAACAGACGCAGACCUCGUGCAUCUCUUGGACUCUAUGGCGGGAGAUCAGGUCAAGGCCGCAGUGACUCAUAUAUCACGUGACGGCGACACGGCGCUCCACCUGGCGGCGGUGCGGGAACGUCUGGGCGGACUUGCGGCCAUGUUGAGGAACAAAGUGGACGCGAACAUACGAGACGGAAGUGGUUCUAGGUAAGGCGGGAAGCUAUUGUAUACCAUAUUAAUUGAUGUUAAUG